Trichoderma citrinoviride is the source of this 602-nucleotide messenger RNA. RefSeq lists its product as hypothetical. The transcript is spliced from 2 exons. Bases 192 to 524 code for a protein of 110 amino acids. The record is from RefSeq and is a predicted model, not a curated record. Lineage: Eukaryota; Fungi; Ascomycota; Sordariomycetes; Hypocreales; Hypocreaceae.
GCUCUGGCCGUCGACUGUCAGGACGACCUUGUUGCCCUGCUUGACCUCCUUGACCAGGAUGGGCUGCUCCUCGCCAUAGGCUGCGUCCUCUUCCUCCUGAACCACCUCUUCUUCCUCCGUCCGGUCCGCCGUCCGGAUAAUCGAAGGCCGGCGUCGAAUCACUGACGGCCCGCCUAUGCUGCCGAUGAUGGAUGGCGUUGCCAGAUACGGAGACGUCCCAAAGAUGCUGGACUGGGCAGAAGCGCCUUGGAGAGGGCCGGUUCCCCCCAUCUCCUCGUCGACAGGCUUCCCCUCGCCAUCUCUUCCGUGCGCAUCGGCGACAUUGUUGCUCGACCCGGCAAGGGGGCUCCCCAUGCGCGGUGACUCGCCCGCGCCGAGGCCGUCGUAACUCGUCGAGAAAUCGGCGUCGUCGCCGGCCAUCUGCUGCUGCUGCUGCUGGUCGGGAGCAAAGACGAGGCUCGGGCGGCGAGGGAGGACCUCGGGAAAGGCCGCGGCGCGCUGCCAGCUGCGGGCAAAGUUCUUGAAGCUGUUUACGCCGCCCACGUCUGCCAUUGCGGCGAGACGGUCGGUGACGGAGGACCUGACGGCAGGGCUCGAUUAAU